AUGUCAAAGGUCCCGCUGCUGCUGCGCUCGUCGCCCGCCCAGGGCACCGGCUCCUACGGCGCUUUGCCCGUCCAGAUGCUGAGCACGAGCAACGAAAGCUCUGCCGACGAGGGCGUGCACGACCUCGACCACGCCAUCCGCACCGGCAAGCGCAAGGCCGCCAGCAACCUGCGCGAGGCUGACACGAUAUCCGAGGAGCCCGAGUCGAGCAAGUCGACGCGCAGCCGUUUUGCUUCAACCGGCCGGCUGCUGAACCCCAAGGGCAGCAGGCGGAGCCGCAGGAAGAGUUUGCCAAAUUUCAACCUACCGGACGAGCACACUUCCGCCGUCGAGGCUUGGGUGGGCAAUCUGGACGGAGAAAUGGAGUCCGACGAGGACACGCACUCGGAGUCAGGCCGCUCCGAUAACUCUGAGGCCAUCGAUAUUGACGGUUCCGAGGGCAAUUCGGAGGCCGAGGAAGAGGUUCAGAGCAAGCCGGCUGAGGAAAGCCCCUCGGACGACUCGCCCUACCCUCAGGUGCGCGCUGCAGUGCGGCCCUCAGACGACACCUCCCUCUCGAUCAAUACCCCUCGAAUGUGGACGCUAUCCAUGCUUUUCUCCAUCCUCGGCUCCUCAACCAAUUUGUUCUUUUCCCUCAGAUACCCUAGCGUUAGCAUUACACCUGUCAUUGCGCUUCUGCUGGUCCACCCCCUUGGUCUUUUAUGGGAUCAGCUUUUGAAACGCCCUGACGACCCUGCCGAAGUCUUCACCAACGGGUCAAUCCACCACAGGGCCGCAGACUCGCAGGACUAUGGCUCAUCAAACGGCGCAAGCAGAGAUGGCGAUCGCAGCGCUUUGCAUGGCAAACGUGGACGGAGCUGGGCACGCAGCAUUCGGUUAUGGCUUGCGCAGGGGAGGUGGAAUGAAAAAGAGCACUGCUGUGUGUAUAUCAGCAGUAACGUCUCGUUCGGAUUUGCUUUUGCUACCGAUGUCAUCGUCGAGCAAUCCAUGUUCUACCACCAGAAACUCACCAUCACCUAUCAAAUCCUCCUCACCAUCUCAACUCAGGUUCUGGGAUAUGCUCUUGCAGGUCUCACCCGACGCUUCCUUGUCAGACCUAGUGGAAUGAUCUGGCCCGGCACCUUGAUUUCGACAUCAAUGUUUUCCACGUUGCAUAAGCAAGACAAUGCACCAGCCAACGGGUGGCAUAUUUCACGUAUGAGGUUUUUCCUCUAUGUCUUCCUGGGAUCGGCAGCAUUCUAUUUCCUUCCUGGUCUGCUCUUCCCGGCUCUGAGUUAUUUCAGCGUCAUCACAUGGUUUGCGCCCAAGAACGUCGUUGUUGCAAAUCUGUUUGGUGUUGCCUCUGGUCUCGGACUAUUUCCCAUGACAUUUGAUUGGUCGCAGAUUGCGUAUAUUGGCUCUCCACUGGUCGUGCCUUUUUGGGCUGCUCUCAACAUUGUUGGAGGGCUAGUGGUUGUCAUGUGGAUCAUGGCCCCCAUAAUGUACUACCUGAACGUCAUGUAUUCCUCGUACAUGCCAAUUCUAUCAGCCGCCGUCUUCGACAACACUGGUAAACCGUACGAUGUCAGCAAAAUUCUCACCGACAACUUCCUAUUCGAUGAAAAGGCCUACGAGAGCUACAGCCGUGUAUUCUUGCCAAUCACGUAUGUGCUGAGCUAUGCCCUUCAAUUUGCAGCUCUUACUGCGCUGCUUUCGCAUACGGCAUGCUGGCACGGAAAGGACAUUCUGCGGCAAUGGAAAGCAUCCUGGAAAGAGAUCAAGGGACAGAGCGAACAACCCGGGUAUCAGCAAAUUCCCCAGGAAGACCGUUCUCUGCGCCACAAGAAGUCAACCCGUAGCAUGACAGCUUCGAUGCCCGAUCUGGACAACAUGAUGGGCGUGGAGGAUGUCCACAACCGGCUGAUGAGGAGAUACAAAGACGCGCCAAUGUCGUGGUAUCUCUUCACAGGAGUCGCCAUGACUGCAAUUGGCAUGUUUGUGGUGGAAUAUUACCCCAUUCACCUGCCUUGGUACGGUCUUUUGCUCGCUCUGGGAAUUUGCACCCUCCUCUUCAUUCCUAUCGGCAUCGUGAUGGCGAUCACCAACCAGCAAAGUAGCCUUUACCUCAUUUGUCAGCUCAUCUGCGGUGUAGUGUUUCCUGGACGACCGGUUGCGAACAUGGUGUUUGUGACAUAUGGAUAUAUCACAUCCACUCAAGGCUUGAAAUUCUCGUCGGACCUUAAACUUGGCCACUACAUGAAAAUCCCACCGAGACUGCUUUUCACGCUCCAGCUCGCGGCCACGAUUGUUUCCAGCCUUACUCAGAUUGGCGUCUUGAACUGGAUGCUGGCAUUUAUCCCUGGUAUCUGCACGCCGGAGGCCAUCAACGGCUUCAAUUGCCCAAUCGCCCGGGUUCAUUUCAACGGAAGCAUUUUGUGGGGUGUAGUUGGUCCGGCGCGGUUUUUCGGGCCUGGAGCACUGUACAGACCGCUUGUUUGGGCUUUCUUGCUCGGCGCCGUUUCCCCUGUCGGGGUGUGGCUCCUUGGCCGAAAGCAAAAGCACAGCGUUUGGCGAAAGGUCAAUCUUCCGGUGCUUUUUGGCAGUCUUAGCUGGAUUCCGCCAGCAACCGGCCUCAACUUCUCGGUGUGGGCUGUGGUCUGCUGGCUUUUCAACGACUUCAUCCGAACUCGCCAUAGCGCGUGGUGGAAGAAAUACACCAUGACGCUUUCCGCAGCGCUUGACUCCGGCGUCGCAGUUGGCGUUGUCAUCGUUUUCUUCGGAGUGAUUUACCCCGGCUUCAACAAGGGAUUCAGCUGGUGGGGAACCGAAAUCUUCAAGCAGGUGCGUUUCGUCUCAAUCCUGGGCUGUCAGACGGCGAACUAA
This is a messenger RNA of Lasiodiplodia theobromae, 2862 nucleotides long. Its product is annotated as Tetrapeptide transporter OPT1/isp4. Gene Ontology annotation, molecular function: oligopeptide transmembrane transporter activity. The transcript is spliced from 5 exons. Bases 1 to 2862 code for a protein of 953 amino acids. The record is from RefSeq and is a predicted model, not a curated record. NCBI's taxonomy places the organism in Eukaryota, Fungi, Ascomycota, Dothideomycetes, Botryosphaeriales, Botryosphaeriaceae. Gene Ontology annotation, biological process: transmembrane transport.